This is a messenger RNA of Parathielavia appendiculata, 2060 nucleotides long. RefSeq lists its product as uncharacterized. Gene Ontology annotation, cellular component: plasma membrane. The record is from RefSeq and is a predicted model, not a curated record. Bases 291 to 1841 code for a protein of 516 amino acids. NCBI's taxonomy places the organism in Eukaryota, Fungi, Ascomycota, Sordariomycetes, Sordariales, Chaetomiaceae. The transcript is spliced from 4 exons. Gene Ontology annotation, molecular function: sucrose:proton symporter activity.
AGCCGGGACAGCAGCAACAGUUUGAUCGAUCGGCAUCCUGAGAUCAGGGUCGGCCACGUUUUCGUUGCCUACGAAAGGCCAUUUGACGACGACGACGACGACGACGAUAGCGUAGCCAUGUCGACAUGGGCGGGCCAUCCGAGGGUCGAGGGUAGCUCCGAGACGGUGCGCAUGGUUCUGCUGACCUGCGUCUCCAUUGGUAUUACGUCCGUACAUCACAUGCGUUGUGCGCCGGGAAGAGGCAUGCCGGUUGCUGACUUGCUGUUUCCAGCUUCACCUGGGGUGUCGAGAUGACAUACUGCACACCAUAUCUUCUGUCCCUCGGACUGACAAAAGGACAGACGUCCCUCGUCUGGGUUGCCGGCCCAGUAUCGGGCUUGAUUGUGCAGCCCAUAAUAGGAGCCAUCGCUGAUGAGUCGACAUCCAAAUGGGGCAGGCGGCGGCCCGUCAUUGCCAUCGGGUCUCUCAUCGUCGCCUGCAGUCUGCUAGCCCUGGGCUUCACGAAGGAGAUUGUUGGUUCCCUUGUGUCGGAUCCGCAGACGGUCAGGGCGUUGACAAUAAUGCUCGCCGUUCUGUCCCUCUACAGCGUAGAUUUUUCCAUCAACGCAGUCAUGUCCUGCGCGAGAAGCUUGGUUGUAGACACGCUGCCCAUCCAGAAGCAGCAGACAGGAGCUGCCUGGUCCAGCCGUAUGAAUUCGCUCGGACACAUCAUCGGCUACGCCAUGGGCGCCCUUGAUCUUGUGCAGCUCUUUGGCCCAAGACUCGGCGACAGCCAGUUCAAGCAGCUCACCGUCAUCGCUGCUCUCGGCAUGUUGCUCACCUCGGCCAUCACCUGCUGGGCCGUCACGGAGCGAGUGCUCAUCUCAGUGCGACACGACCCUCGGCGGGCCCAGGGUCGCUUCAAGGUCGUCCGCCAGAUCUGGUCGACGCUGCUCACACUCCCUCCCCGCAUCCGCGGCAUCUGCAACGCUGUGUUCUGGUCCUGGAUCGGCUGGUUCCCCUUCAUCAUCUACAGCAGCACCUGGGUUGGCGAGACCUACUUCCGCUACGAUCUCUCGCCCAAGGCCGGUGACGACUCGCACGAUGCUCUGGGUGACAUGGGUCGCAUCGGAAGCAUGGCCCUGACCGUUUACUCGACCGUGUCUUUCGUCAGCGCCUGGAUCCUCCCGGCCCUGAUCCAAGCACCCGAGGAAGAGAACUUCACCGCCCGCCCGCCCGCCAGCAUCGCACCCCUAAUAGAGGCGUUCAACAAGGUGAAGCCCGAUCUGCUGACUGCCUGGAUUGCCAGCAGCGUCGUGUUCGCCAUCGCCAUGCUCUUCACCCCCUUCGCCACCUCCUUCCGCUUCGCCACGGCAAUCGUCGCGCUGUGCGGCAUCCCCUGGUGCGUCUCGCAAUGGGCGCCCGUUACAUUCCUCGGCAUCGAGGUCAACAAGCUGGACGGCUCUUCCUCCUCCUUCUCCUCCAACCCGGCCACUCCCACCACAGUCCCCCACCGCCGCCUCUCCAACGACGCAGGCAUCGAGAUGCUCCACGUCGAGCACGGCCUUCAGGCCUCCUCGCUCCUCGAAUCCGGCGGCCACGGCUCGACGGGCGAGCUGAGCGGCAUCUACUUUGGCAUCCUCAACAUUUACGUCACGAUCCCGCAGUUCCUCAGCACCGUCAUGAGCGGUGUGGUGUUUGCCGUGCUUGAGCCGGGCAAGAGCCCCGAGCUGGCGACCGAGGCGCACCCCAGCGAGCAUAGCGACACCACCGGACCCAACGCCAUCGCCGUGUGCAUGUUCCUUGGUGCGCUGAGUUCCUUGGUGGCGGCUUGGUCGACCAGGAAGUUGAGGCAACUGUAGUGUGCUGCAGGUCAUCUUGGCGAUGGAGUAGGGGCGUUUGAGGGGUGGGGAAUGGGGUGUCAAUCAAUGCUGUUGGAUGGUUUUCGUUUGAAUCGAUGGAGUAUCCUGGACUACUACCUUAGACAUGAUGCGCAUACAUAGAUAUGAUGGGCGUGGCGUUGGAGUGGCUUGGUGGCUACUUGUCGGGCGCGUUUUCAUUGAGCAUCGCAUCAUCGCGGG